UUGAAAUGUUGCUGCCACUACUUUGGUUGGCCGCCUGUUUGAAUUUUGCGGUCGGAUACGUGCAGGAGAUAACAUUCUACACGGAACCUGACCAGGAAGGGAAUGCGUUUCGAUUCCGAACAAAAGAGCCAGACCUCUCGCCACAUUACUCGGUCCUGUUGGGAGAAGUGAAAUCAUUUUGCUAUAUUGGAUAUUGGCGAGGAUAUGAUAUGAGAAAUUACACUGCUGUAUGGACGUUAUCUCCACCUAUCACAUUUGUCCCCCGGUGCCUUAACUACACACUUUCAACCACAUUAUCUUUGAGGCAUAUGGGACCCCUGGAAACAACAACACCGUCCGUUUCAAUAUAUAGUGGACCUACUUCAUACGGGAUCGAGCGUACUUUUACUGCCUUGGCAGGCACAAAUUUUGGAUUUAUUCCUACCGGUUUGGUUCUCACAGGUAGAUCGAGCUGGACAGGCUUUGUGAAUGACGAUUUUACUGGAAACUCGACCUGUUUCUCAACCGCAGAACUUAUAGGAUACACAAGUUUAACAGGAAUAGAAAUAAGGUCUCUAAUCCAAGGAUGUAACGCACGAUACAAUAGCGAAUACUAUGAUAUGGAUAAGUUUUCUGGACAAAAUAUGUCGAACGAAUGAAAAUUAUUUGUUUAUAGCUAAUAAUGUUUAAGACAUAUGUAUGCAUUCAAUGAAAAUGAUGAGUAAAUAAAA
Messenger RNA from Folsomia candida, 710 nucleotides. RefSeq lists its product as uncharacterized. The record is from RefSeq and is a predicted model, not a curated record. NCBI's taxonomy places the organism in Eukaryota, Metazoa, Arthropoda, Collembola, Entomobryomorpha, Isotomidae. Bases 6 to 638 code for a protein of 210 amino acids. The transcript is spliced from 2 exons.